Messenger RNA from Bradysia coprophila, 5283 nucleotides. RefSeq names its product ubiquitin specific protease 10 (gene Usp10). NCBI's taxonomy places the organism in Eukaryota, Metazoa, Arthropoda, Insecta, Diptera, Sciaridae. Gene Ontology annotation, cellular component: cytosol; nucleus. Gene Ontology annotation, biological process: protein deubiquitination; DNA damage response, signal transduction by p53 class mediator; regulation of autophagy. Gene Ontology annotation, molecular function: cysteine-type deubiquitinase activity. The record is from RefSeq and is a predicted model, not a curated record.
ACCUACAAAAAAAAAAUUUAUGUAACGAGAGUGCCUGAUUAUUUGUUGGUAUAUAUCGUGCGGGUGAUGAUCGAGAAGCACAUUUAUUGAAUUAGUUUUUAGUAAUGGGAAAAAAAUAUUUCGGAAAUAACAUCACGUCGAAUAAGUGGUUGCAGAACUCACGUUUUGAAAUUCCUGUAAAAUGUCUUUUUUUUUCGUUGUGAGUGUGUGCUGACGAUGGUGAAAUUCAAUUGGUGAACUGCUUUUUUUCUUCUUUUUUUUUGCGAAAAUACAUUUCCGCACUAAGUCUUGACUAGUGCAAUUUAAAACGUUUUAAAACAUAGUUUGCUUGAAGUGAAAAUUAAAAUUAGAUAACCGGAUAAUACGGAAAAGUAAUUUAAGUUGUAUCGUGUCGGAGCUGAUGUUCGGAGGAGCUUUUCGCAGAUGAUAUACAUCAACAAUAUCCGCAGUUGUCAUAUAACACAAGUGUAAAUUUAGUUGAUUCAAAGGAAAACAAAAAUAUGACGCCUCACACGACCGUAUCGCAUCAACAACCAUCAGCAACCAGCAACAACCAGCAGCAGCAGCAACAACCACCACCAACAGCGCCUCAACAACAAUCCGCACAAAAUCCUAUACAAUCGGGACCACCACAAAAUGCAAACAUUCCCUCACACAUAGCUCAGCAAGCUGCGCAACAACAUCUUUAUUCACAACCACCACCAAAUUUUGUACCACACAGUGGUGGUAUGUAUCAGAUAUUGCCACAGGGAAUGCCGAACGUGUAUGUUAAUAAUGUGACGGCCAACGUCAAUCUGCACGGCUAUAUGUCUCAUGCUCCCAUGCAACACUAUAUGUCAGCCAAUGCUCCACCUUUUAUACCCGCUGACAUGCAGCAGCAGCAACAACAGCAGCAGCAACAGGCAGUGCCUUCUAUGCAUGAACAGCAACAACCACAGGCAUCAGGUACAAAUUCAUAUGUUCGUGGAGGUGGAAUUCGUGGAAGAGGACGCGGUCGUGGUGGAAAUAGUGGAAGUGGAACAACACGACGCGAAUAUUUACGCCAGCAGAAUACACAAGAAGUUCAGCAACCGGUGCUUGAUCAACAGUCAAUGUUGCAGCACGGAAAUUUUAUCUAUUAUCCAUAUUUCGCUCCUCAACACAUGCAAGUCGGUAUGCCAUCUGCUCAACACGCCACUGGAAGCCUGACUGGUCAGCCACUAUAUGCAAGCAACAAUAUGAUGCCCACAACAUAUAUACCAGCCCAUCAAAUCUACGGUUAUCCGAAUGUAGUGUAUCCAUCCAUGGUGCCACCUGACUAUUCGAUGAUGGAAGGUAAAGUUGAUGAGUCGCCGGAAAAUGCGAUGCAACAAAUGUGGCAUCACAUACCAAUUGAGUAUGCUGACCAUCAACAAAUUGAACAUCAAAUGCAUCAACAACAUCCGGAAGAAUUCAUGCAACAGGAAGAAAUGGACGAAUAUAAUUACAAUCAAAAUAUUGAUCACAACACACCGCAUAUGUUGAGUCCAAUGUAUAAAGAAGAUCAACCGUAUCAGCAAAUGCAUCUGUCGCCCGAAUUCGUUCCGCAACCACUAGUUCAUUUGAGUCCUCAACAAAUGAUUGAAGUGCAGCCGCAACAACAGCAUCUACAACAACAGCAAGCUGUCGCUGCACAACAAGCUCAACAACAACAACAAAUUCAACAACCAUUCAAUGAGACUGUUAGUGGCAAUGAAUAUGACUCGACAAACAACCAGGACGGUAAUAACGUAGACGCUGCCACCGUGGCAUUGCCCAAUCAACAUGGAAAUGACUAUCACAAAUCGAUUGACAGCUUUAACAAUAAUGUCCAGGACAAGAAUAUGCCACCAGUCGAAAAUUCACAACCGAGAAUCAUACCUAGCGAUGGAGUCAAAGUGCCAGUUGUAACAACUAUCAAUAAUAAUAAUUCGUUGAAGGGUAGCAAUAGUAAUACUAGUAGUAGUGACAAUAGCAAUUCUGGAAGUGGUAUUUCUAGUGGCGGUUGUGAUAAUAAAUCCGUUGAAUCAACCAGUGUCGUGCCAAAAUCUGUACAACUCAAUUCAGUGCAAGCACAGCCACCUGCUGUUAUUUCUACUGCCGAUUUGAAUAAGUUGGCCACAAGUGUAAGUGAAAAGUUAAUAAUAAAAAGUGAUCAUGGUCCGUUAAAGCCAACGUCAACGGGUCCCUGGAAUAAAAAGAACACUACAUCGGUUGCCGUUUCGGCUGUACCUAUUUCCUAUCCACCGCCACCUUUUCAAACAACAAACACUCGUAAUACUGACUCAACCUCAUCAACAAACCACAAACCAACAGUGCCAAAGUCAGAUAAUACGCUGACAAAAGAAACAACAAAAGAUACGACGGACAUCUCUUCGGAACAACUACAGAAACCCAUUUCGGUCAACGCAUCCACAUCGAAUACUUAUCAAUCUUCCAUCGAAUCGCGUUCGGUUAAAGUUGAAGUAAUUCCGCGUUCUGAUAACAGUUCGUCAGUGGUCAACAGUUCGGACAGUGUGCUAUCUUCGACUAAGUCAAUUGUCAAAGACGAAGCCACAGCGUCAACACAGAAUCCAAUUCAAUCGCCAACUAUUGCAUCGUUAAAUAACGAGCCCAGUACUGCUGCCACACCAGCUGCACCACCCACAUGGGCAGGACUGUUUGCAGCUAAGCCAGGUUACGCUACUAGAACGCAUUCGGAGUCAAUUUCUAGAAAACCUGUUGCAAAGGUGUCACCGUUUGAAACAUCAUUGAACAAUGCGCCACAAAACAACUUUUCUUUCGAAGGACAACUAUCUUACUCGGCUGCUUCAUCUCAGGGAUUACCAACUCCGAGCUCCAAUGUUUCGUUAGGAACCGGUGCACACAAGAAAACUGUGACCGUUGCUCCAUCGAAAGCCACAAUAGCACCACAAGGCGAUGAAUCAUCGUUGAAAAUGGGUGAAUUUUUUCAAAAAUACAAGGUCGACAAUUCUUCAGUCAGUCUGCGACCGCGAGGUCUAAUAAACCGUUCAAACAAUUGUUAUAUGAAUGCUAGUCUUCAGGCGCUUGUUGCAUGUCCACCGUUCUACAAUUUGAUGAGAUCAAUCCCACUCCAACCCGUUGUCCUACGAUCGAAAACAAAUACACCGACAGUUGACGCAAUGGUCGAACUGAUUAACGAAUUUAGUCACUUACCUCCUGGUGCCCGUUUAACCCAACAUAAAAAAAGUCACAAAAAGGAAGACGUCGCAUACGAUUUGGUCAGCGAUCAGCCAUUCGAACCAACAGGAAUUUAUAAACUGUGGAACAGUGCACGACCAGAAAACGAGGGGAGACAAGAGGAUGCCGAAGAAUUCUUGGGUUUCCUUUUAAAUAAACUGAACGACGAAAUGCUCGAGCUUAAGAAGUUGGUUGAAAAACCUGCUGUCGCUGAGCCACAGCAAAGUGUUGCCAAUGGUGACGUGAAUGGUGAGACGGCAGAUGACGGUGAUGAAUGGCAGUUGAUUGGAAACAAAAAUAAGGGUAGCAUAACCCGAUCAGCUGACUUCGGACGUACACCCCUUAGCGACAUAUUCCGUGGAGAAUUAAGAUCGCGACUUCAACGGGAAGGCGACCAUUCAACCGAUAUAAUGCAACCAUUUUUCACAUUACAAUUGAACAUAGAGAAAGCCGCAUCUGUAAAAGAGGCUCUGGAGAAUUUCGUUGGCAAAGAUCAGGUCGAUGGUGUAACGUGCAGCAAAACAAAUCAGGAAGUAAUGGCCUGGCAACAAAUGACAUUGGAAAAACUACCCGUUGUAUUGGUGUUGCAUUUAAAAUGGUUCGAUUACAAGCUGGAUGGUUGUACGAAAAUUUUGAAGACCGUCGAAUUCCCCAUUGAGCUGAAAAUAGAUUCAAAAAUCAUUUCUUCAAAGAAAUACAGCCAGAAGCAGAAACAAUACAAACUCUUUGCGGUUGUUUAUCAUGACGGAAAGGAAGCAUCGAAGGGACAUUACAUAACGGAUGCCUUCCAUUGUGGUUAUUUGUGUUGGUUGCGAUAUGAUGAUAGUUCGGUUAAAGUUAUAAAUGAGAGUAGUGUUCUUCAUCCACGGGUGCCACGAGUACCGUAUUUGUUAUACUAUAGGCGAUCGGAUACGAUUGGACAGCCGAGCAAUCACAAGUGAUUGGAAUUAUACAUUUGUGAGAAAUUAACAAGUUGACAUGUGAAACGACGGGUGAGCAGUCCGCUUUACUAUUAAUCCUAUAACUUUCGCGUAAAUUUUUUUUUUUAAAGGAAUUCAUUUCCGUUGAUACUUUUUGAUGUUUCUUUUGCAAAAAACAAAACAAAUCUCGAAUUUAUAUGGAACUUUUUGAGAAUACGGGAAAUGGUAGAACCAAAUCCUUUUCUACAUUUCCUCCUUUAUUGUGAUUAAAUUUUAUUUUGUGCGCAUUCGAUGCAACGAACGUUGUAUUGAAAGUAAAAAUUCUGAUAAAAAUAGAUCGUUGAUAUUAAGAGUCACAUUUUAUGAAUAAAUGCAUAGUUUGGCAACAAAGGGAAUGUUAUCACGAAACGAAUGGCGUUGGAAGUUAAAACAGAAGUGGCGUGAAAUCAUUGGAAAAAUUUGAAUUUAUUUCAUUGAUUUAUCAAUCGUGAACCAUUCAAUUCGCAACGGUUUGUCAACAACGUCCGAAACAGUAGACACAACAUUUUGUUGAAUAGAAAUGUUUCAAACUGAAACGAAUCACUUACGAGUGACAAUAUGAUGUAACAAAAAAAAAACCGAUUCGGUCAUGUAACCAUUGUGAUAAAAUCAUUAAGACAAACAUUAUGCUUUUUGUGUUCUCUGCUCUCGUGAUGUUUGUAUUCAAUCAGAAAGGUUUUUUCAUGCUCGCGUUGUGGUUUGCCUUAUUUUAUCCCCUCAAUGAGGAAUUGUGUUUUCCUGACUACUGGUCGAAUGAAUUUCUAGUGAGGAAAUUGCAGCACUUUCUCUCCCGUGCGGAAAAAAUAGAACUUUUCUUAUACGAACUGUCACUUUGUUUAUGUUUUCGAAAAUAGCAUAGCGAAUCGAUGUUUUUGUUUCGUUGGAGAAAAACACAACACGCACGCAUGAAAACCGUUGUGUUCACGAUCCAUUUACUUUAUCUACAUCACUAAAAAAAUCUUUGGUUUCCGUAGUGUAGAAAUAAUGUUCCAGCGGACCAAUUGUUUGUAUAGUCAGUAAACCAACUGAACAACUCUCAGUUAUCCAAUUGUUGUUUAAAUAAAAGACUUGCACAAUUCUGCAAUUUAGUUAGCUAGCUGCACAGACAACGACAAUUAGCUUAUAG